This is a messenger RNA of Recurvomyces mirabilis, 747 nucleotides long. RefSeq lists its product as uncharacterized. Bases 1 to 747 code for a protein of 248 amino acids. The record is from RefSeq and is a predicted model, not a curated record. Lineage: Eukaryota; Fungi; Ascomycota; Dothideomycetes; Mycosphaerellales; Teratosphaeriaceae. Gene Ontology annotation, biological process: Golgi vesicle transport. The transcript has 2 exons. Gene Ontology annotation, cellular component: membrane.
AUGUCGCAAGAUCCUUUCCUCGAAGCCCAGGCCGACAUCCUCGCAUUGCUCCAACAAUGCCGACCACUUCUGCAAUCCUACCUGCGCAUACGAUCCUCUGCCCCCUCAGCCAACUCGCCAGAACUAGCAGAAGCACGGCAUGAGCUGGAGAGCACCCUCACAGACCUGACCACAGACCUCCAAGACCUAGUCGACAGCGUGAAAGCCGUCGAAGGAGAUCCCUCGCACUACGGCCUCACAGUCUCCGAAGUCCAACGCCGACGGAAACUAGUAGACGAUGUCACGUCAGAGGUGGAGAAUAUGCACCAUCAACUCUCCACCACAGUCGCGACAGCCGACCGCCAACGCCGCGCCUCCCUCGCCCACCCGGACACCUUCCACCCCGGCGACGAUGACGACGACCCCUUAGCCGGACACGGCGGCGAAGGAGACGACGACGACUACGGCGCCUGGGAGGAACAGCGACAAAUGGAGAUCAUGCACGAGCAGGAUGAGCAGCUCGAGGGCGUGUUUCAGACGGUGGGGAAUUUGCGCUUGCAGGCUGAUACGAUGGGACGGGAAUUGGAGGAGCAGGCGGAGUUGCUUGAUGAGACGGAGGCGAUUACGGAUCGUGUUGGAGGCAAGUUAGGGCAGGGGUUGAAGAGAAUCCGGCAUGUUGUUGAGAGGAAUGAGGGCAAGCUCAGCCCACCGGCAUGCGACUUCACUUCGAUGGUCAACUUCGCCAAUUUACUGGAUUAUAUCAUAUGA